This is a messenger RNA of Theobroma cacao (cacao), 1457 nucleotides long. RefSeq names its product protein kinase family protein. Lineage: Eukaryota; Viridiplantae; Streptophyta; Magnoliopsida; Malvales; Malvaceae. Gene Ontology annotation, molecular function: protein serine/threonine kinase activity; ATP binding. Gene Ontology annotation, biological process: autophagosome assembly; protein autophosphorylation; peptidyl-serine phosphorylation. The record is from RefSeq and is a predicted model, not a curated record. Gene Ontology annotation, cellular component: cytoplasm; membrane; phagophore assembly site.
AUGAAAAUUGUCGUCGUAACUUCUAGAGUAAACAAGUAGUCAGGUACCACCCUACCCUCCCAGUACCAGCAUGCAAGAACGGUAAUGGAAGUAUGGAACCUGAAGCCAUGUCCUGCCUGUCGGAACCACUGACAACCGGGGACUAUAUAUUGAAAUCAAAGCUGGGAGAAAGUUCUUUUUCCACAAUUUGGAAAGCAAUGAGCAAAUCAAGCGGAGAAGUAGUGGCAGUGAAGCAAGUUUGUCUUUGCAAGCUUAGCAAACACCUCACCAACUGUUUGGAUUGUGAGCUUAAUUUUCUGUCCUCUGUCAACCACCCCAACAUCAUUCGCCUUCUCCACGUUUUUCAGUUGGAAAGUUGUUUGUUCCUGGUCCUGGAGUUCUGUGCUGGAGGAGACCUAGCCUCUUACAUUCGGCAUCAUGGAAGAGUUCAAGAGAAAAUAGCUAGAAGAUUUAUGCAGCAACUUGGAGCUGGUUUGGAAGUUUUGCAGUCCCAUCAUAUCAUUCACAGAGACCUGAAACCAGAGAACAUUCUACUGUCUGGCUCCAAGGAUGAUUUGGUACUGAAGAUAGCUGAUUUUGGUCUUUCAAGACGUGUAGAUCCAGGCAAGUAUGCUGAGACAGUAUGUGGAUCCCCAUUGUAUAUGGCUCCAGAAGUACUACAAUUUCAAAGAUAUGAUGAGAAGGUUGACAUGUGGAGUCUUGGUGCAAUUCUUUUUGAGCUUCUUAAUGGUUACCUACCUUUCCAUGGUAGGACUAAUGUUCAGCUACUUCAGAAUAUCAAAUCAUGUACAUGCCUUCCGUUUUCGAAGCUCAUUCUUCCAGGAUUACAUCCAGACUGUGUUGACAUAUGUUCAAGACUUCUUUCUGUAAAUCCAGUUCAUCGCCUGUCCUUUCAAGAAUUCUAUCAGCAUAAGUUUUUAGAACAAAAAGAAUGGGAAACUAAAAGCAACUCUCAUACUUGUGAGUUUGAAUGCUGCAGAAUUCAUUCCAAGCCUUCGUGUCUGCUUUGCUUCUCUCACAAUGAAAGAAGUCUUGCGUUGUGAAUUUUCUCAGGUAUGCUGUAGAUUAGACUGGUGUUUUUAUCAAGUUUGGUGAUUUAGAGAGGUAUAUAAGGGGGAAUUUGGUGUCCCACCUUGGGAUUGCAAUCACCAUAGCACCUAGAAAGCUCAAUAGCGGUUAAAGCCAACUGCAGAGUAUGGCAGCAAUGACUUGCAGCCAUUACAAGUUUGGAGCAACCUCCACACAGCAUCAUUUUGGGGUGCUAAGGGCACUGCCAAACCGAUCCUUUUUAUCUGGAUAUCUCUUACAGCUGACCUUUUUGGCAAGUUCGGUCAGCUGAUUCAUUUGUAUGUUAAUGAGUUUUAGAACACUAACUUGUAUUCAGCAUACUUACCACUUUUGAUGCUUAUACAGCACGUUUGGUUUGCGAAAUAGAUAGGAAUAGAAUAGAAUAGUUA